GAAUCGGGCGUCUGGUGCGGGGCAUUGCGCUUCAGUGACCGCAGCGCCGUCGACCUCUUGGUGAUGCCGGUCUCCGCGUUCCUGGUAGCCCCCCAGUGCUUCUUGCAUCCUUAUGUCUCUUCACGUUGUCCUUCCUGCCCAUGUUAUCCGCCACGGAGCACCUGUCCUCCUCCUUCGGCACACCACGGAUCCUCGCUUCAUCGGGGUGGUGUGUCCACAUGUGCCGGUUGAGAUAUUUGGUCUCGGCCCGGCGGGCGCCGCAGAUGUUGCGUAUGCCUUCCCGCACUUGCACCUCGUGAUACUGCGUAUACAUCGCCUCCAGAUCGGUCUUCCGUUCGGCAGUCUUGCGAACCCGCGCCUUCGACUUCGUUUUGAUGCAGUGGAACAGCGUAUGUUGUCGACGCAAAUACCGCGAAGCCCAUCUUCCAGUGGCCGUCGGGGCGCGGUUGUUGGCUUCCAGGAACGAAUUGGCCGUAUUUGCGAUCUCGACGUCGGUGAAUUGCGUGCCUGCGUAAGAGGUCAGCCAACAGUAGCCAGGAACCAACGACAGCGACAUACCAAUCGACAACCGCGUAUUUACCCCUGCCCAGAGGGCCAGUUCCUCUGGCGCAUUGAGCUUCGUGUGAUUACCGCCGUUCAACACGCGAAUGGCUUCCUCUUAACGUCGGCGAAGCUUCUGACGGCAUACCUGCCAGCCGCGGGCAGCUUGGCUGGCAUUCUUGCACUCGCCUGAAUAACAGACCGCACUGCCCGCUGAAGUCGAUCUUCUUCUGGGAGGCCAGCACAGCUUCCAGGACAGGGAAAAUAAAGUCGGGAUUUGAAGAGGCUAUUGCAACCGUAAUUGCGCUUUCCAAAGACUUCAUAGCCAGGGGUUGGAUGGAGAUGCUCGGUAUUGCACGAAUCGCGUUGUUUUCCAAAUUCGAUAGGUAUGACAAGCUAGGAGCUAGCGUGUCAGGAGGUAUGAUGAGCCAGGAGCUAACGUGUCAGGAGGCAUGACGAGCGAGGAGCCAACGUGUUAGGAGGCUUGGGUCGCUAUAAGGAUGGGACCAGGCUGUGUGAUUUCGCAUGAACCCUGUCCGCAGGGGCACCAGGAAUCGUAGAGCCAAGGAAUGAAAGGCGUGCGAGAUUGCUCGGACAUCACAAGCACAGAUCUUCU
Parathielavia appendiculata is the source of this 1156-nucleotide messenger RNA. RefSeq lists its product as uncharacterized. The record is from RefSeq and is a predicted model, not a curated record. Lineage: Eukaryota; Fungi; Ascomycota; Sordariomycetes; Sordariales; Chaetomiaceae. The transcript has a single exon. The coding region runs from base 113 to 733 and encodes 206 amino acids.